Molecule: messenger RNA, 1113 nt
Organism: Alternaria arborescens
Lineage: Eukaryota; Fungi; Ascomycota; Dothideomycetes; Pleosporales; Pleosporaceae
Exons: 4
Coding region: 1-1113 (370 amino acids)
Source: RefSeq, a predicted model, not a curated record
AUGAGGGAGACAGCGCCCAAUGGCUUUAAAGGAGGCGACAAGUUGAUUUACUGGGUCAAGGUGGCUAGGGUCUCGGGGCAGAUCUACGAAAAACUUUACAGUCCAGCUGCGUUCCGCAAGCCGUCCGAAGAGCGAUCCCGGACCGCCGCUGCUCUCGUAGAAGCGAUGAAUAAGGCUUGGAGUGAACGAGGACAAGGAACCAUCAUGGACAUGAAGAAGAAUCUGAGCUUAAACGAGACCGAAGUGCCGUCCAAGCGCAGGAAACUUCGGCAUGAAAGCCAAGUCGCUUUGGAGCCCGAUACGAAUACGCAGAGUGUUUCCAGUCGCUUAGAGGGCGUCUUCCUCUACGCCGACGUUGUAGUGCACUACUCGACCUGCGCACUCAUACAGCGAGCAACAAGCUUGGACAACAGCACCUUUAGCCAAGAAUGUCUUGAAUCUUCCCGAGCUGCGCUUACAGCACAUAUGCGAAGUAACGCUAAAUUCAACACUGGUGAGAAGACAGAGUUAUGGGCAGGAUACGUUCAGUGGUCAAUCCUCCAGGCUCCACUCACACCGUUCAUGGUCUUGUUCGGCAAUGCGAUACAGCAAACUGAUCCCACAGAUCUGAAGUCUCUUGCAGAAUUCGUCACAAGUCUCGAGUCGUGUCGAGAAUUCUCUGCAGGCGCAGAAAAGCUGUACAAGAUGUGUCUCCUCUUCUCGAAAGUUGCUGGCUUCUACAUCCAGGCAAAGAUCCAAGAGCGUCAGAAUGCCCAAAUGCCAUCGUCCUUGGGCUCGGAACAAGGAUACACUGAUGCGAUAAAUGCAGACGCCCCAAUCGACCUUGAUACCAUUGCACAAUUUGGCCCGCACCUGAGCGCUCUUGGCUUUGUGUCUGACCCCAUGUGGUCGACGGCGGAACAUGCGCCAGGUAUGACAACCCAGGGACAAGAAUUCUACGUCCCAGAACUCGAGGUGGAUAACGUAUCAGGAUCUGAUGGAUCAGGCACGCGCUAUGACACCGGAGGUGUGAGCCAUAAUUCGAUUCAAGACUGGUUUGCGGGGUCACGAUAUUUGAAUGGUUUUAUCGACACGGGGAUUGACAUGCAGAUGCCAGAAUUCAGCUUUGUAUGA